Molecule: messenger RNA, 2278 nt
Organism: Cydia splendana
Lineage: Eukaryota; Metazoa; Arthropoda; Insecta; Lepidoptera; Tortricidae
Gene: CycB
Product: G2/mitotic-specific cyclin-B2
Exons: 7
Coding region: 208-1680 (490 amino acids)
Biological process (GO): mitotic cell cycle phase transition; regulation of cyclin-dependent protein serine/threonine kinase activity
Cellular component (GO): cytoplasm; nucleus; cyclin-dependent protein kinase holoenzyme complex
Molecular function (GO): cyclin-dependent protein serine/threonine kinase regulator activity
Source: RefSeq, a predicted model, not a curated record
AAAUCAAAUCUUUUCCGUUAAUUUUAAGUCGGCCGUCAAGCAAGAGAGGCUACAUUACCAAGUGCUUUAUAAAUUUUUAUGUUGCAAUGAUGUCUCGCAACUGAUUGACACUUGCAACUGUAGCUUUUCAACGUUAUUUACGUGCACUGCAACAUUUUCAAUCAUUCUAAGAAAAUAUAAAGCUACUUCGGUCAAUUCUAGAAAGAAAUGGAGAUCCAAGUGAGGAGGCAGCAACGAUUGGUCAAUCUUCAUGAUCAAGAAAACGCGAAUGUAUUUAAAGGAAAAAGCAAUGCGAUUCUCCCUAUCAAAAGACAGGGGUUGAGUGCUCGCGGAGCCUUGGGUGAUUUGAACACCAACGCACAAGCUCAGCGGGACAUUGCAAUCGGGAAAGUGGCAGUAGCCACCGCAGAAUAUGAGAAGAAGGCUACUUUAAAUCGGGCCACAAUUAAAAGCAACUAUAGCCAUGUGCGUUCCAAGAUUGACACAGGCUUGGCGGCCGCCAAGCCAAUCAUUCAGCCCUCUUCAAGGCCACCAUUGAGACGAGAAGAAAGCACAGCCGGGCUCGCUGCUAAAGCAAUAGCCAGAACUAAGGCGGUCCUCAAGGAGACUCAACAAAAUAAGACCAAUGAUGAAAACAUAUUGAAGCCAAGAAAACAGAGUCAGGACUCUAAGAAGCCGUCAAGAUUAUCAGCUGUAAAAGAAGAUUCUAAACCAGUAUUAAAAGAGCCCACAGAAUCAUUGGGAAAACUGAAGUUAGCUGAGACUGUAAAUAAGGACUCGCAACUUGAAAAGGAGCAUCCUCCGUUGCCCUCUGAUGUGGAAGAUAUUGAUGCCGGUGACAAUAAUAGUCCUUUGCUUAUGUCAUGCUAUAUUAAGGACAUUUACCAUUACUUGACUGAGCUGGAGCUGAAGUAUGCUAUUGAGCCUGAUCAUUUGAGAAAACAGUCUGUGAUCACGGGAAAGAUGAGGGCCACACUCAUUGACUGGCUGGUGGAGGUGCAGCGCCAGUUCUCCCUAGUUUUGGAAACAUUCCAUCUAACUGUUGGAAUUAUUGAUAGAUAUUUGCAGGCGGUACCAAACGUCCAACGCAACCAGCUGCAGCUAGUCGGCGUCACAGCGAUGUUCCUGGCGUCCAAAUAUGAGGAGAUCUACGCUCCGGAGGUGGGCGACUUCGUGUACGUGACCGACAACGCGUACAGCAAGGCCGACGUGUUCCAGUGCGAGAGGGACAUUAUGGCCAAGCUGGGCUUCUGUCUCGCUCGGCCCAUACCGCUCAGCUUCCUUAGAAGGUUUGUCAAAGCUGCUCACGGGACAUCAAAGAACCAUCAUUUAGCGAAGUAUUUUGUUGACCUCAGCCUGGUAGAAUACAGCAUGGCACACUACCGCCCUUCAGAACUGGCCGCCGCCGCUCUAUGCCUUUCCCUCUACUUGCUGUCUAGAAAGACCCUUGAAGAAGUUUGGACUCCCACGAUGACCUACUACUCAGAGUAUACUCUGGAACACCUCGAUCCUAUUAUUCGGAAAAUCGCAAAAAUCGUCGUCAAUGUGAAGAAUUCCAAGUACAAGUCUGUAUACAACAGAUACUUGGACCCUAAACUAGCUAAGGUAUCGGCGCUCCCGGAACUGAAGGAAGAAGCCCUUCAAGAACUAGCCAAGAUACCAUCGACGACCUACCUAUAGGUGUAAUAAGUAGGUAUUAUGAAUAUUUUAGGUAUCUGUAUUAAAAAGUGACUUAGUUGUAAUUGUGUGAGGAACGAUGUUUUGAGAUCAUGAAUGGACUGACAUAUGUUAAGGUUUGAUUAUGUACCUGGCCGUUUGUUUAGGAAUUUUAUUUUUAGACUUAACUUUCUUUGACAUGGAAAUAAAACACUGACAUGCUUGAUCCAGUGUUAGAUAUUCGAUUUCUAUAGAACGCUUUUAGGUAUGUGAUUAUUUUGGAAUAAUUUAUCUUUUGUAAUAUACUUGUAUUGAUGAUUGAUAGUUUUUUCUUCAACUUGUUUCCGAGGUUUCAUGUAAUCUCACCCGAAAUUCACAUACUUACUUGUUAACUUACUUAGAAUACCUACGUGAUAUUCUAAAUUAGUAAUAUAUUAUAUAAUUAUUUGUAUUUAGAUGUAUUGAUAUUAUAAAUGUAGGAUUUAAUAACUAUGGACCAAAAUGUAACAUUUUAAACUGGUGGUAAGUGUGUUUUUAAAUGUGGAAAUGUAAUUUUGAUAGACCUGUGAUUAGAUUAUAUUACGGUUUAAUUUGUUAAAAAUGAAUAAAAUAUGUUUUACAA